This is a messenger RNA of Entrophospora sp. SA101, 1674 nucleotides long. The record is from the annotation of a GenBank genome assembly. NCBI's taxonomy places the organism in Eukaryota, Fungi, Glomeromycota, Glomeromycetes, Entrophosporales, Entrophosporaceae.
AUGAAGGCGCCAACGCAAAAUUGCGCUCAUUCACAAGUUGAAUUAAAAGUUAGUUGUAAAGAUUUAGUAGACUUGGAUAUUCUUUCAAAAAGCGAUCCCCAGAUUUUAUUAUCAAUAAAAGAUCCUAAAACACGGGAAUGGAAGCCACUAUGUAAAACUGAAGUCAUAGAGAAUGAUUUAAAUCCAGAAUUUGUAACUGGGUUUAUUGUUGAUUAUGCGUUUGAAGAAUUACAAGAACUUAGGCAAUUAGAAAAAUUUAUAUGUGUAGAUAUUGAUGAACCAAAAGAUACGGAUUGGAAACAUCAAGACCUUAUUGGCGAAUUUGAAUGUGAUUUAGGAUCAAUUGUUGCCAGUGAAGGGGGAAAGAUGGAUGGAAUUUUGACUUUGCCUGAUCAUCCUGGCAAAAAACGUGGUCUCAUAACUAUUUUAGCUGAAGAAGUUAGUAAAUCCAAAAGAAAUCUACAAUUACAGUUCCAAGCACGUAAGAUAGUUAACAAGGGUAGAUUUUUUAGAACAAAAGCAACUACAUUUUUGGUUAUUAGUAGAAAAAAUGAGAGUAAUAAUAUAUUCUCACCAGUUAAUAAAUCAGAAGUAGUUUCUUCUUCUAGCCCAUGCUGGCAAGAACUUUACAUAAGAGAAUCCACUUUAUGUAAUGGUGAUUAUGAUAGAGAAUUAAAAUUACAAGUCAAACAAUAUAAAAGGAAUGGAGAACAUGUACCUCUUGGAGAAUGUUCUGUUACACUUCGAGAGAUUAUGGAAAAUAAAAAGCCAUUUCCAUUGAAGCUUCAACCUGGCUCACAAAGGAAAGUUUCAAAAGAUGCAAACAUAACAAUUGUUAAAGCUUUGGUAAAAGAACCUCCGAGUUUUUUGGAUUAUAUUGCAGGUGGCACAGAAAUUCGUCUUAUGGUAGCAAUUGAUUUUACAGGAUCAAAUGGUGAUCCCAGAAAUCCAAAAAGUUUACAUUAUAGUGGUGGAGGAGAAAAUGAUUAUCAACGAGCAAUCAAAAGCGUUUAUGGAUUCGGCGCAAAAUUUAAUGGAAUAUUGUCUCAUGUUCAUCCUCUUAAUAAUAAUCAUCAAAAUCCAGAAGUUAAAGGUGUAGAAGGCAUAUUGUCAGUGUAUUCACAAACAAUAAAUACCGUUGAAUUAUAUGGACCAACCAAUUUUUCUCCAAUUAUAAACCUGACAGCUAAUAAAAUCGAAACAGAAUUGAAAGCAGGGAAUACAAGAUCCUAUUAUAUAUUAUUAAUAAUCACAGAUGGUGUAAUAACAGAUAUGGAUUUAACAGUUCGUGCUAUAGUUAAAGCAAGUUCGCUUCCACUUUCAAUUGUUAUUGUUGGUGUUGGUAAUGCAAAUUUCGCACAUAUGACUAGGCUUGAUGGUGAUGAUGAUAAUCCAUUAUCUGCGAAAUCUGAUAAUAAAUCAUUACCUAAAACAACGGGAAGAGACAUAGUACAAUUUAUAGCCAUGAGAGAUUAUCAAGCAGAAGCAGCUGGAUAUUCAUUACCAAAAGCAGUACUAGAAGAAAUACCAGAUCAAUUCAUGGACUACAUGAAUAAAAACAAGAUUCAUCCAAAAAAGAGAAACAUAGACAAAAUACGAGUUAAUCCAAGGUUUUUUAAAUCAUCUAAAGAACCACAACCGAUUUAUGCACAUGAUGCACAAGUUAAAUCCUAA